AAUCUUGAAGAUCCAACAAAUGUCUAUGUUACUACUUAUCAAGAAGUAACGGCCGAAUGUGAUAAACCGAUAUAUAAUCUUAUGCCAUUCAUUGAAAAGCUUCCAUAUUUUAAUCGAAUUGAAGCACUUAAAAAAGCUGCAAAGAUUAAUGAAUUAUAUAAUGGAAUUAUUGAAGAAAAACGUAAAUCAAUGGAAACGGAAGAAUUAGAUAAAAAAAUAAAUAAUAAUACCGCUGAUUUUUUAGAUUGUAUGAUGUACACUUCUGGCGAUCCAAAAAAUCCCAUGUCAAACGAAGAAAUGCGAAACAAUCUUGCUGCAAUGUUUAUGUUGGUUGGUCAUGAUACUAGAUGUGUGCAAAGAAAAGUUCGCGAUGAAAUGUUACGCGUCCUUGGCGAUGAUUUAACCCCAAUCAUAGAUUAUCAUAGUAUAUCAGGAGAAUUAAAAUAUUUGUACAUGGUUAUGGAUGAAAACUUAAGAUUUUAUCCUCCGGUUCAUCAAUUACCACGUAGAGAAAAUUCAGAGAUUAUUAAAUUUCGAAAUCAUGUAUUUUGGCCGAAAACUCCGAUAUUAAUAAAUAUUUAUGGAAUCCAUCAUUCACCAAAAUAUUGGAAGGAUCCUGAAGAAUUUAUUCCUGAAAGAUUUGAAGAUGGAAAGCUCAAUCGUGAUAUUUGUCUACCUUUUGGUGGUAAUAUGUUUUCACUUAUUGAACAAACAACGACGUUAUGUGCUUUAUUAAGAAAAUAUGAGAUAUCUUUACCAGCAGAUAGUAUUCAUAAAGAUAAAUUACAUCUUGAUCAUUUUAACGCUUUGCAAGUAGAAAGGACGGACAAAAAGGGUUCAUGCAGCAGCGUAUAUUUAUUAAAUGAAUUUCAUGUUAAUUUUGUUGCAACUUCAUGCUUAAAUAUCAUUAAAGAA
Funneliformis geosporum is the source of this 915-nucleotide messenger RNA. The record is from the annotation of a GenBank genome assembly. Lineage: Eukaryota; Fungi; Glomeromycota; Glomeromycetes; Glomerales; Glomeraceae.